This is a messenger RNA of Orbicella faveolata, 1685 nucleotides long. RefSeq lists its product as uncharacterized. The record is from RefSeq and is a predicted model, not a curated record. Lineage: Eukaryota; Metazoa; Cnidaria; Anthozoa; Scleractinia; Merulinidae.
ACAUUUGAGAAAACAACAGAAAAUAAAAGUAAAAGACACAUGUAAAAACCAAUUUGAAAACAAAAAAAUCAAGUAAUUUCUUGACUGCAUGACGAAAAUUAAUAAAAAAGCACAACAAAAGGAAGAUGAAAGGUGCAAAUAAAAAAGAUGAAUAAAAUGUCAAGCAAAUAUUUUGAGAUCAAUUAUAUUUCAGGUGUGUGAAAUUAGUGGCCACUUAGUUCUUUCCUUGGCAGUUCUGUAGAAGCUGAAUUUAAGACUUGAAAAAAUUAUAUUUGAACAAAGCAAUAAAGGUUCAGCCCUGUCCCCAGGGCUUGCUUAUCUUUGGUCAGCAAAGGAACAUGGACUCUGACCAGGUCUGUGGGCUUUGGCAUGUGCAGACAGAGACUGCUUAUGAUUGAUUCUCAGCCAAUCAGCUUUCAGCUGAAAUGCUAGGACAGGACAGACCUUCACAUUAGGCUUGGCCAGAGUCUCUAUUUCUGGUGCUGACCAAACAACAAGUGGACUCUGCAUGGGGAUGAGAUUGAUAAAAGUUUUAAACUGACUAUGGACUUUGAAUAUGGCUCCAAAUCAACAGCUUCAAUCAACAUAAGGGUUGAUGUGGAUACCACAAAACCUGCAGAACACAACACACAGGGAAGAACUGUUUCAGCAAUAGAAUCAGAAGGAUCUCAAGAUGGUGAGCACCAGGUGGCAUCUGCAGUGCCUGUGUCAACAGGACAUACCCAGCCUUCAGGUGCAGGGGCUGAAGCUCUCCAAGCUCCCAAUCGCAUUUGUACAACAGAAGAAGUCUUGGUUUUAAUUGCUAAAAACUAUCUGCAGACUACACCACCAAGGUGUAAGGCUGACCACGAUGAAUUUGCGGCAUACUUGAAAGAAAUGCGACUCUAUAUUACAGGUGUUAGGACUGGAAGUUUGCUGAUAACUGUGAAGUGCAAUUCACUUCAGAUCCUGGAGAGAUUGUGGGAAGAUUAUUCAUCUGGUCAUCUUGGUGAAGUGGUUCAAAGAUGUUUUGUUACAGAAGAGAUCUUGACAGAACUGAGCCUAGCAGAGUUGAAGCUUAAAACCACAAUCUCAGAGGAGGAGUACAAAGCAUGCAAAAUGUACUUUGGGAAAGAUCCAGCAGGAGGUAAGUUUUAAGACAAGCCCUAAGGUUUCUUGAUAACGAUUGUUUCCAGUACCGUGCCAUUGAGAAAUAGUGGAACUGAAAAACUUCUUUCCCAUGGACAACCUUACUGUUCAAAAUUCAUUUGGUAUGCGGUCAGUAUAAAAUAGUGGGUAAAAUGCAGACUGAGAGUAAAAAUGUAAUGCAGACUGCAGACUACAGAUGCCUUAAGUAUAUAUCGUGUUAUUUCCAUUAUUGACUUUUGACCGUAAACAGAGUUAUUCAGGCUAAUUGCAGUGAAAGUCUGCACUCCAGUUAGCCUGAAUUUCACUCUGGUUAGACUGAAUAUUACUCUGGUUAGAUUGAAUAUCAGUCUGGUUAGCCUGAAUAUCAGUCUGGUUAGCCUGAACAUCACUUAGGUUAGCCUAAAUAACGCUUUGGUUACCCUGUUUGCUGUUAACUCUCAGUGAUUGAAACGGUAACCCGAUUCAGUUAAGAAAUCCACCGUCUGCAUUCUGCAUUUUACCCUCAGUCUACAUUUUACCCCCAGUGUGCAGUCUGCAGUCAUCAUUUUACACUGACC